GAUCUUCUUCUUCUUCCUCACUUCUCACUUCCACUCCUCAUGGCUCAUCAUAACUCAUUAAGUAUAUAUAUAAAUACCCACACAGCCGCAAUUUCCAAAAUCACACCAAACAAACAUCUAUUCAUAACAGAAAUAACUACACACACAACACAACUGAACACUACAACUCAGAGAUAAACAAACCUUAAACCGGAACAUAAUUCAAACUAAACCAAACCAAACCAAACCGGGUUUUGUUGCAAUGGUGAAGAAGCAAGCGAAAGCGAUCAAGGAAGAGGAAGAGAAGAGAAACACGGCGAUGCAGUCCAAAUACAAAGGAGUGAGGAAGAGGAAAUGGGGUAAAUGGGUUUCUGAGAUCAGACUCCCACACAGCAGGGAACGUAUCUGGUUGGGCUCUUACGACACCCCCGAGAAAGCUGCCCGUGCUUUCGACGCCGCUCAGUUUUGCCUCCGCGGCCGCGACGCCGGUUUCAAUUUCCCAGAUAACCCACCCUCUAUCUCAGGAGGUAGGUCUUUGACGCCUCCGGAGAUCCAAGAAGCGGCUGCUCGGUUCGCCAACAACAACCAAGACAGUGUUGUCAAAGGAGAAGAAGAAGAAGAAUCGGGUAUAGUACCCGGAUCCGAGAUCCGACCUGAGUCUCCUUCUACCUCUGCAUCUGUCGCUACUACAACAUCGACAGUGGACUAUGAUCUUUCGUUUUUGGAUUUGCUUCCGAUGGAUUUCGGGGUGUUUCCUGGGUUUUAUGACUUCUCCGACGACUUCGCCGGUGAUCGUUUUACGGAGAUUUUACCAAUCGAAGAUUACGGAGGGGAUAGUUUAUUAGAACAAUCUUUGCUUCUUUGGGAUUUUUAAAUUUUCCCAAACGAACGAACCUUCUUUUAUUUUUUGGGUUGUCGUCACGGAGUACCUCCGGAGAAUUUUUGUAACACGGAGCUCCAAUGACGACCCGGGAACUUGUUUCCUUUCCGGAUCCGAAUUUGAUGUGGAUCUCAAUUUCUUCACUUUUUUUUUUUCUUUCAUUCUUUUGUUAUUACAGAAAAAAAUAUAUAUCGGAUAAGAUUCUUCUAGUAACAAAUGUUUUUAUUUAUGUCCUUUCCUUUUCUACGUUAAUUUCGUGA
Camelina sativa (false flax) is the source of this 1119-nucleotide messenger RNA. RefSeq names its product ethylene-responsive transcription factor ERF018-like. The record is from RefSeq and is a predicted model, not a curated record. Gene Ontology annotation, molecular function: DNA binding; DNA-binding transcription factor activity. Gene Ontology annotation, biological process: regulation of DNA-templated transcription. NCBI's taxonomy places the organism in Eukaryota, Viridiplantae, Streptophyta, Magnoliopsida, Brassicales, Brassicaceae.